CAACCCCGCGUACUGGGGGCGCAACGCGGAGGAGUUCCGCCCCUAGCGGUUCCUGCAGGGCACGCUGCCGCACCCCGCCAUGUUCGUGCCCUUCAGCCACUCCGUCAGGAACUGCCUCGGUGCAACAUACGCAAUGAUGUCGGCGAAGACGGCGCUGGUGAACCUGGUCCGGCGUUACCGGCUACUGCCGCCGGUCGGCGUACGCGCCGCUGACUUGCAGCGCCCUCUGCCCGUCAAGUACGACGUCAUGAUGAAGGCCGUCGACAAUUUCACCCUUCGAAUAGAAGAGAGGAACCAAACCAAAACACUGAAGGAAUAG
Molecule: messenger RNA, 319 nt
Organism: Cydia fagiglandana
Lineage: Eukaryota; Metazoa; Arthropoda; Insecta; Lepidoptera; Tortricidae
Product: probable cytochrome P450 313a1
Exons: 2
Coding region: 80-319 (79 amino acids)
Molecular function (GO): heme binding; monooxygenase activity; oxidoreductase activity, acting on paired donors, with incorporation or reduction of molecular oxygen
Source: RefSeq, a predicted model, not a curated record